AUGGCCGUCACGGAUCAGGGGACUGUAUACAUGAUUUUGACUUCUAUUGAUAAGGCUUCCACGACCAAGUAUACCGUCACCGAAGAUGUGGGUACAGCUUUGACGGCGGCCGAGUCUUUCAAGACAACGACGCAGCAGACUACCAUCACGGACACGGUGAUUGGCACUCAGUCAACAGUGACAAGCACGAAAAAGGUUGUCUUUACCAGUGAUAUUGGUCUCACCACCACACAGGCUCCAAGAUCGAGUACGAGCACGCUAAAGGAAACUACCACAGUCAUUGCAACAACUACCCAGUCGCCGUCUACUGUCACCCUCAAGAGCACAUUGACCAUCACCGUCCUGUCGACCGUGACGAAGGGCACGACCAGCACCAUCCCAGCGGUAACCAGUGGCGGGCGCAACUCAGACCGUCACCAGCCUCAAGACAACGGCAAUCAAAAUCGACCGUAUCGCUUCCUCGGAGCAAGCUCACUGUUCGACGGUCUAUUCAACGGUCAGGCUCGACACUCCUACCACAAUUGUGAAGACGACAACAUAGAGGCGUACCCCUUCAGCUACAGUUACUUCCCCGUACACGAGCACCAAGACGACAACGAUAAAGGCUACGGUCACGCAGGCGGAGACAGCGACUAA
Aspergillus pseudoviridinutans is the source of this 636-nucleotide messenger RNA. RefSeq names its product putative pectin methylesterase. The transcript is spliced from 2 exons. Lineage: Eukaryota; Fungi; Ascomycota; Eurotiomycetes; Eurotiales; Aspergillaceae. The coding region runs from base 1 to 636 and encodes 211 amino acids. The record is from RefSeq and is a predicted model, not a curated record.